AUGGGUCGCCUACACAGCAACGGCAAGGGUAUUUCCUCCUCCGCCAUCCCCUACUCUCGCGCCGCUCCGGCCUGGCUCAAGACCACCCCCGACGCCGUGGUCGAUCAGAUUUGCAAGCUCGCGAAGAAGGGCGCCACCCCGUCGCAGAUUGGUGUUGUCCUCCGAGAUAGCCAUGGAAUCGCGCAGGUGAAGGUUGUCACUGGUAACAAAAUCCUCCGGAUCCUCAAGGGCAACGGCCUCGCACCCGAAAUCCCCGAGGACCUCUACAUGCUCAUCAAGAAGGCCGUCUCCGUGCGAAAGCAUCUCGAGCGCAACCGCAAGGACAAGGACUCCAAGUUCCGCCUCAUUCUCAUCGAGUCCCGCAUUCACCGCCUGUCGCGAUACUACAAGACUGUGGGUGUGCUGCCGCCGACGUGGAAGUACGAGAGCGCGACUGCCAGCACGCUCGUGGCAUAG
This is a messenger RNA of Neohortaea acidophila, 456 nucleotides long. Its product is annotated as ribosomal S13/S15 N-terminal domain-containing protein. Gene Ontology annotation, molecular function: small ribosomal subunit rRNA binding; structural constituent of ribosome. Bases 1 to 456 code for a protein of 151 amino acids. The record is from RefSeq and is a predicted model, not a curated record. Gene Ontology annotation, biological process: translation. Gene Ontology annotation, cellular component: nucleolus; cytosolic small ribosomal subunit; ribosome. The transcript has 4 exons. Lineage: Eukaryota; Fungi; Ascomycota; Dothideomycetes; Mycosphaerellales; Teratosphaeriaceae.